Strongylocentrotus purpuratus (purple sea urchin) is the source of this 1969-nucleotide messenger RNA. RefSeq lists its product as uncharacterized. The record is from RefSeq and is a predicted model, not a curated record. Bases 328 to 861 code for a protein of 177 amino acids. Gene Ontology annotation, cellular component: ciliary membrane; Golgi apparatus. Gene Ontology annotation, biological process: negative regulation of smoothened signaling pathway. Lineage: Eukaryota; Metazoa; Echinodermata; Echinoidea; Camarodonta; Strongylocentrotidae. The transcript is spliced from 2 exons.
GGUUGAAGUGAGCAGAUGCUUUUUCACUAAAUUCACGUAAUGUUUACCUACCCAUCCUGUUAAGAAGCGAUUAUUGAAUGUGAAAACAACUCAUUCUUUGUAGAAUUUUAUCAAAAUGAUAUGGAUCAAUAAUAGAUAGCACAGAACCAGUGAGCCCAAAAUAGUCGCAUUCAGGAGCCUUUCUUCAUACAAGCAGAAAAUGGAAAGCACACACAGGAUGUCUACUUUCAAGGAGUAAUUAUAUGUUGUGGUAAUUCGACCGAUGUGAACGGUCCUACAGUAAAGACAACUUCUAGGAAUAGACAGAAUCAACAACUCAUUGCAACCAUGGAUUCCUUUUUAAAAGCUGCAGGGGUGCUAUACUUUGUUGCAGUGGCUCUGGCAGUGGUGAGCCUUGCCCUUCCCGAAUGGGUCGUAUCGGCGGAGCGUGAAGACCUCCGUCUCGGACUACUUCAACAUUGCCAACAGAUCCAUGGUCGGCCCAUGCAGUGCAACUACCGCUACCCGCCGGAUGGACCGGUCUCGUGGAUCUUCGCAGCCAUCCUCAUCCUCCUCGGUGUUCUCGCGCUGACUAUCGGCAUGGUCAUGAUCGCGCUCUCGGACAAAAUGCCACAGCUGAGGAGAUAUCCAAAGUAUCUCGGCCUGGCGUCGUGGUCACUCUUCUGUCUUGCCAUCGUUAUGUUCCCAGCCGGUUUCAAUCUCCCCCUUAUCGGUGGGGAGAGCUUUCUCUUGCCAAGCAGCGCGAAGACGGGGAUCUCGUACGGACUCUUCUUCACGGGGAUCUUGUGUACGGUGUGUGGGGCUGUGCUAGCACUGGGAAGGAUGUACUUUGCAAUGAUAGUGUGGAGAGGACACACAUGAAACAGCUUCAAGGGCAAACAGACAUUAACCUGUUGACAACUGAAUUCUCUCAUUGCCACACGCUCAAUACAGAGGCUACCUGGUUCCAGUAGGAAAUGGGUUAAAGACAUUUAGCAUAUUUAAAUUUUGCAUGGAAUUCAUAUUUUUUUCCUUCAAUAUUCAAACUGUACAGAGAGUAGUUUAUUCAAACAUACAUGUGGAGUACGACCCACCUUACAUGUACAUGGAAUCCGCUAUGACUGUUUAACGUUACACAUAUUUUAGCUGUGGCAAGCAAACAAUGUAUAUUUCCAUGAAGUAUACAGUGUAGCUGUUUUGUUACCUAUAAAGAAACUUAUUGCAUGUACAUGUACAUGUGCAUGUAUAUCAUCGAAUAUGAAAUUAGCUGUGUUUUCCCCAACUUGAACAAAAUACAUUAAUCAUUCCCCUAGUUAGUUCAUUUACUUGUCCAUUGGGUAGUUAUAUAGAAGAAAAACAGAUGACUACUGGAUACCUUUACUAGUAAAAGAAAAAAAUAUAGUGAAUUUUUAAGAUUACAAAUACACAAAAAACAUAAAACAGAUUUUUAAGAAUAGUCCAUGCUUUCAAAGAGUUACAUGUACAGUAUGAUGGUGUGAGGUCUAAGAAAAUGGUUAUGAAAAUUAUGAGCAAGAACUAUCUUCAAUUUACUCAUCACUCUUUUUCCUUUUUGAGUUGAGGUGGCGAUAAAACAAAAAGUAUUUUUCAACAUUUCCAGACAUUUACAAGAGGCGACUGGACAGAAAUAAUGUCUGUAUGUACACUGUAUGUUUGCCUCUUCUGUAAUAGAAUGUAUCCUACAUGUUAAAACUGUAGACAGUAUGCAGUUUACUUGCAUUUAGUUAUUGGUAUACAGUCAGUGUGCAUUUUGUCAUUUGUGUAAUGGAAUUUGGUGCAUUAUUAAUCAAAAUCCAUAUUCAUGUUGUAACUUUCUACUUAAAGCCUGGAUUGAGUUGUGCAUUUUAUUAUUAAAUGCAUAAAUAAGGUAAAAACCUGCUGCACUUGAAACCCCAGAUACAGUAGCAAAUUUAUGAAAAUGUAAUAAAUUAUAUAUUUUACAAUAAAAGUGAAUAAAAUAUUUUGGCAAUCA